ACAAACGCUUCUAUCGGCGGACUCACAGAGGGUAAAGAAUACCAAUUCCGUGUGAAGGCUUUCAACAAAGCCGGAGUUGGUAAUCCUUCAGAUGCAUCCGAAAAACAGCUUGCAAAGCCGAAAUUCAUUCCCGCAUGGCUCAAGCACGAUUGCCUAAAGAGUCUGACAGUGAAGGCUGGACAAACGGUCAGAUGGGAAGUAAAAAUCGGCGGAGAGCCGGUGCCAGAAGUCGUUUGGACCAAGGAGGACAAACCUAUUGAGCCUUCACUGAAUCUUAGCAUUGACACAAAGAGAAAUGACCAUACUAUCCUCUGCAUCCCAUCGGCAGUUAGAGCAGAUCGUGGAAAAUACAGGCUAUCCGUGAAAAAUUCGUAUGGUCAAGACACUGAAGCAGCUGAUUUAACUGUACUUGAUCGACCUAGCAAACCUAACGGACCAUUAGAGGUCUCAGAUGUAUUCGAAGACAACUGUAAUCUAGCAUGGAAACCACCAGAUGAUGAUGGUGGUGAUCCGAUCGAAUAUUACGAAGUUGAGAAACUCGACACUGACUCUGGUCGAUGGGUACCUUGUGCGAAGGUGCACGACACCAAAGCACAUGUCCAAGGCCUGAAGAAAGGUCAGACCUACCAGUUCCGCGUCAAGGCGGUCAACAAAGAAGGUGCUUCUGACCCGCUUCAGACCGACAAAGAGACUAAGGCUAAGAAUCCUUACGGUGAGUGAGC
Molecule: messenger RNA, 722 nt
Organism: Cylicostephanus goldi
Lineage: Eukaryota; Metazoa; Nematoda; Chromadorea; Rhabditida; Strongylidae
Source: the annotation of a GenBank genome assembly